Molecule: messenger RNA, 1914 nt
Organism: Phaeoacremonium minimum UCRPA7
Lineage: Eukaryota; Fungi; Ascomycota; Sordariomycetes; Togniniales; Togniniaceae
Product: putative guanylate kinase protein
Exons: 3
Coding region: 1-1914 (637 amino acids)
Biological process (GO): mRNA export from nucleus; regulation of DNA-templated transcription elongation
Cellular component (GO): THO complex part of transcription export complex
Source: RefSeq, a predicted model, not a curated record
AUGCCUUCUCUCGAGGUGGACAGUUACGGCGUCCCAGCCGUCACGACUUUCGUAUCCUAUUUCGAGGAGGUGCUAGUUGUCGCUGCUUCAGCCAAAUCAACGACGACCAUAGAACCGGCGUUGGAGGAAUCAGAUCUCCAAGAUGUACUCAGUCGCUGGCCUGCCGCGUCCACGACUGUGGAGGUGAAGAAGGAGGGCGCUGGCAAUAGGAAGAACCAGCAGUUCGCGGUGAUUGAGACAGCGGUGCGCGGCAUUCAGAGUAAUCUAAUAGCGACUCUAUCCAUCGAUUCACCCGAAUUCGUCAAGGUGUGGAACCUGUUCGACAUUCUAUCGAUAUUAUCGGAUCGAGAACAAUGCGACCCUGCUCUUCUUCUAUGGCUAGUGGAGGAAUUGCUUGACAGCCAGACAAUUCCAGGCUGCCGCAAGAUCUUCGACUAUCUCGAGUCACGGCGCAAGAGGAUAAUAUCCAAGCACUUUGCGGAGAAAAAGCUCAUUAUACUUCGAAGCUGCAAUGAACUGCUUCGGCGAUUAUCCCGAGCAGAAGACACGGCCUUUGCGGGUCGGGUCUUCAUCUUCCUAUUCCAGAGCUUUCCCCUCGGCGACAAGAGCUCUGUCAACCUGCGGGGAGAAUACCAUACCCAGAAUAUCACAACAUGGGAUCAGACGCCUACAAAGAAGGAGGAAGAUGAGUCCCCAGAGAAGAUGGACGUGGACCCUCAGCCCAGUGGAACGAAAGAAGAUACACAAAACAAGUCUCAAAAGGCAGUGUCAUUUGACUCCCAGAAGCAAUCACAGCCAGGGAAGCCGUUGGAGCCCGAUGAGCUAUAUCCUAUCUUCUGGUCCCUACAGGAAAGCUUCAACCAACCCAAAAAACUCUUCGAUUCUGCUCACUUCACUCAAUUCAAGUCUGGACUAGAGGCAACGAUGACUGCAUUUAAGGCAAUCGAGGGCAAUCAGGAUAACAAAGCCUCCAAUAGUCUGAAGAGAAAGAGAGAUGACGGGGAUGAGGACCUCGUCAACGCUUUCAACCCGAAGUACCUGACCAGCCGUGAUCUCUUCGAACUUGAGAUUAGUGAUCUCUCGUUCAGACGCCAUGUCUUAGUCCAAGCCUUGAUCAUAAUGGACUUCCUGCUGUCUUUGUCACCCAAGGCCAAGGAGAAGCUCGCAGCAAUCCCUCAGAAGUCCGUCAACAAGAGCGUCGCUUACCUAGACCAAGCCCUGAGUGAAGAGGAUGCGAAGUGGGCGGCUGAUAUGAAGAAGACCAUUUCCGACUACCUAAAACAAGGCGGCGAUGGGCAGUAUUUCUACAGAAUGGUCGACACCGUCCUCAGCAGAGACAAGAACUGGGUACGGUGGAAGAUUGAGAAUUGCGCCCCCAUCGAGAUGCCAGCUGUAUCUCCCGAGGCGUUCGCAGACGCGACAAAGUCAGCAAGAUCAAUGGCAACUCACAAGAGGCUACGGGCCUCGGCAAUGGGCACAUUGGGGCUCGACUUUCUUCGGGAAGGAGAUGAUGAGGCUGUCUUAGAGAAGCUCAAAGCGGAAGAAAGGCACAGUCUGCCCGAGCUCUCAACCUUGGAGAGGAAGAUUGCGGACGAUGAUUUCGAGAUCGAGAUGCCGACGAACGACGAGACGAAAGCUGAGGCGAUCGAGGGCAAGGCAAGCAAGACGUGGCGUGCUUUACGGGUGGCGAGUAAAUCCAAGUUGGCGCUCUUUGACAAGAUCGAAAGCGACGACAAGAUCGAUGUGAUAUUCAAGGGCGGAGUUGCUCAGAACACUGAUGAGGAGGAAGCUAUUGACGAAGGAGAGGCAAAUCAGGAUGACUCAGGAAAGGGAGGAGAGCAGAUAUCAGAGAAUGAUGAAGGCAUCAACGGCGAUGGUGCCGUAGCAGAGGAGAUCGUGGUUGCGCUAAGUUGA